CCGGCGGGGUGGCCGCUGCCCACCCUGUACUGCACCCCUGCCCCGGCGAGUGCCCUGCCCUCGCGAGCCACUGCCCUGCGAGUGCAGCUGCUUUUCGCCCUGCGGCAGCGGGGGCUGCACGUGCUGGAGGCCGGGCUGGCAGCCGAGCUGCGCGAUGCGCUGGCGGCCCUGCGCGAUGAGUGGCCCCGGCUGGCCCAGGAGCUGGCGCUGGGCAGGCUGAGCCCCCAGCCCGGGCUGCCUGAGGAGGUGCGGAGCCAGCUGCAGGCACUGCUGACCCCCGACCCUGCCCGGGCGGCUGAGCUCCGCGCUGAGUGUGCCCGUGGCUUCGAGGGCAUCGUGCGGCGCCUGUGGCCGCAGCUGGAGGUGGUGGUGGUGGGGUCAGCACAUAGCACAGAGCGACUCUACUGCGAUGCCCUCCUCCAGGCUGACUGCCAGGGGCUGCCCAUCUACUGCCCCUUCUACCAGGCAGUGGGAGCCCUGCUUGGUGUGAACCUGUGGCCAGAAGAGCCAGUGCCCCAAUUCCUGCUUUGCCCUGGCUGGGCUUUCUUCGAGUUCCUGCCCUGCCCUGCAGAGGAGGAGCCACGGACGAUGCUGUUGGAUGAGCUCUGGGAGGGACGAGAGUAUGGGCUGGUUGUGACAGCCCAGCCAGGAGAGUACAGGUGCUGUGCUGGGGAGGUGCUGAGGGUGGCUGGCUUCCACAAGCAGUGUCCUGUGGUGGAACCUGUGCGGAGGGAGAGCCAGACACUGAGUGUGCGGGGUGAGAGCAUACCUGAGGAGCGGUUCUGCCAGACCCUGUCCCGCGCCUUGGGCAUGUGGCCGGGUGCUCGCCUGAUUGACUAUGUCUGUGUGGAGAGUAGCCUGCUGGGUGACUCUUCGGGGCCCUGCGCCCCCCACUACGAGGUGUUCGUGGAGCUGCAGGGCCUGCGGGACCUGUCGGAGGGGCAGCGCUACAAGCUGGACCAGUGUCUCCAAGAGGAUUUCCUUGUCUACAAGUCCUUCCGCUUCAAGGGCAGCAUUGGGCCCCUGCGCCUGCACCUGGUGAGGGCUGGAGCCUUCACCCGGCUGCGGGAGGCACUGGGCUCCCCUGUGCCCAUGCCCAGGGUCCUGCGGGAGGAGCGGCUGCUGCAGCUCAUUCAGGGCUCUGUCAUCUCCUAGGGCAACCCAGGGGUCCCGCAGCCCACCCACCCUGGGGUUCACUUGGUGUGCACUCUCCAGGAGGGAGUGGGGCCAUGUCCCUGGUGCGGGAGGUGUGGGGACAAGGGUGCCCAGCUCCAGGGGUUUGACUGAAUGGAGUGGAUGGAGACAGUGAGCUUGACCAAGCCUCUGCUCCCUGCUCAGUGCUGCUGUGGGGAUGGAGUGGACACUUGGGAGUGUCAUGGGGCAGCGGGGUUCUGCAGCCACUGGAUAUGCUCACUCAGUGCCUUGGAGUGCCUGCAGCCACAGUGAAAUG
Molecule: messenger RNA, 1450 nt
Organism: Corapipo altera (White-ruffed manakin)
Lineage: Eukaryota; Metazoa; Chordata; Aves; Passeriformes; Pipridae
Gene: GHDC
Product: GH3 domain containing
Exons: 6
Cellular component (GO): cytoplasm
Molecular function (GO): acid-amino acid ligase activity
Source: RefSeq, a predicted model, not a curated record